UACUCUUCUCCUUCUUUUCCCUCUUCAACUCAAACUCAACUGCCUUUGUCCCCCCCCGCAUUCACCCCUCUUGACGCUCAACGCACAACGGCUCGUCGACUUUUCCGAGGCCCUAGAGCUUGACAGCCCUCUUUUGUUUGUGCCAGUGCGACGAGCGGUCUGAGAACAAAGUCGAUUCGAUACUCUGCUUGACCCUUUUCUCGAGUGAUCAUGAACCCUCACCAGAAGAACAAGGUCGACAUCAAUUCGCUCUCGCCGGAUGAGCAGCGUCUCUUCCGCCUCUACGGCAAGCUGCCGUCCCGGUCCGACCACUUCGCCAAGCACCUCAAGGACCGCAAAUACUUCGACUCGGGCGACUAUGCCAUGUCCAAGGCCGGCAAGGGCGACGGCGUCGACGCUGGCGCCGUAGGCUCGCAGCACCCCGUCCCCGAAAACAUCCCGCACCUGACAUCUCCCACCAACGGCGGCCCCAACACCCCCGGACACACUCACCGCGGGUCAAUCCCAGGCAUCCAGGCCGGCAGUCCCAUCAAGGAGGGCAGCUUCUUGAACAGAGAGACGUCAGCUGAGGGCGAGGUGACGCUGAGUGGCGAAGAGAAGAAGGACCAGCCAACCGAGGGCCUCGAGGCUAAGCCCGUCGUCACUGGACUGUCUGGAGCGCCCAUCGCUGCUGGAGAGGCCAUGCCUCUUCGGCAAUAGCCUCUCAUGCAUGACCAGACUCGAUAUAUACCCGCCAAUGUAACGGGGCUACAUGUAGUAUGGAGGCAAUAAGAUGCCAAAGGAAUG
This is a messenger RNA of Trichoderma virens Gv29-8, 786 nucleotides long. RefSeq lists its product as uncharacterized. The record is from RefSeq and is a predicted model, not a curated record. Gene Ontology annotation, cellular component: cytoplasm. Gene Ontology annotation, molecular function: protein phosphatase inhibitor activity. The transcript has 2 exons. NCBI's taxonomy places the organism in Eukaryota, Fungi, Ascomycota, Sordariomycetes, Hypocreales, Hypocreaceae. Bases 211 to 699 code for a protein of 162 amino acids.